ACAUCUGUCAAAACAAACUUUUCAUAUUUUUGUUGCGCACUCGAGAAAUUGUUGAAGAAAUUUGGCUUUUGCCGAAAGGAAAUUAAUUAGUGGAAAAUUUGAACAACGAUGCAAGUUACGCGAAACGUAUGUCAAUCAAAAACUAUUAAAAAUAAUUUGAAUUAAACAUAAAAGCAGUGAUAAAAAUUGAUGCAAAGAAAUUUGUGUCUUGUGUACAGAUAAUUUGUCAGUUGUGACGUCAGAUAGUAUGAUCUGUUUUGGCGAAUUUGAUUGGCUUAGGAAAUAAGGUGAUUUAUUGAAAACAAGUUUUUGAGUGCAUUCAUCGAAUUUUAACCGAAAUAAACAAAUUACGGAAUGGAUUCGAAGCGGCAGAAUUGGGAUAAAUUUCUGCCCGAUGGAAUGGAACAGCCACUGUUCGAUAUUGUUAAAAAUGAAGACAUUGCCAGUACGUUUAAUAGUGACGUUUUGCCGGACGAUGUUCUUGAAGAUAUUAUGAGUGAUUUGGGGCUGACUUCUGAAGUGUUUAGCAACAGCAGUGCCGUUUAUUCGGAUGUGUCAUUUGAUCCUACCGACUCGUUCGAAAACAAUUCGGAUGAUGUAACCGACGAUUUUAUGAUGCAACCCCUGUACUCCUUCGGCUUCGACAAAUCACAAGCGAAAGAUCCAAUACUUUCGUCCAUCGAUUACAAGCAGCCGAUGGGAGUACCCGAAAUGUUAAAACACACGGCACCAUUAGUUUCUCCGGCAUUGACAUCGCCAGCGUUAGCUUCACCCGCAUUGGUAUCGCCACCAUUAACAUCGCCAGUACUAGCAUCGCCAACACAAGCAUCGCCGACAAUGAUGUCACCAACAUCAUCUCCAACACCAUUGUCACCGGUCACACAGUCUCCAUCCUCAUCGCCUCAGUAUGGUCCCAUUAAAUUGCAGGUGCUACGCAAUCAACAGAAAGUAUUGCAGCCCCAGACACAACAACAACAGAUUCAUAUCCUCAGUGACAGGAACUCACUAAAAACAGCUAAUUUGGCAACCAUCAAUGGGCAUCAUGUCAAAUCGAAAUCGAACCAGUCGAAGAACAAAAAAGGCUUAAUAAUGCAACAGCUGAUUCAGCAGCAACGCCAACAGCCACAAACAAUAAGCCAACAACAGCCUCAACAGCAACAACAACAGCAACAGCAGCAACAACAACAAGUUCUAACCUUACAGAGCAUUACGCCAACUGUUAUGUACACAACAACUGUAUCUGGCAGUGUUGCACCGAUCGAACAACAAAAUAUUCUCGUCAACGGACAUCUGUUAACAACCACACGGAUUCCUGUCGUACUGGAUACGGAAAACAAAGUGCCGAUCACAAGAAUCGUUCCGAAAGUGAAAGAAGUGAAACGAUCCGCACACAAUGCCAUCGAAAGACGAUACCGCACAUCGAUAAACGACAAAAUAAUCGAAUUGAAAAAUAUGAUUGUCGGUGAGUCGGCCAAAUUGAACAAGUCGGCCAUACUCAAGAAAUCCGUCGAGAAGAUAAAAGAUCUGCAGAAGGAAAACCAUGAUUUGAAGUCGGAAAACAAACGGUUAAAGAAGGAGUUGAUCAGCUUGCGCGGUGGACCGGCACCAAUGGUAACGUUGGAACAACUGUUGAGUGAUGGACGAGGCAAAAAGAAAACAAAGGAAAUCUACCAUUCUCAUGCAUCGCCGGCAAUGUCUGAAGAUGCACCAAUGACACCACCCCGAAGCGACGAAUCAAAUCCAUCUUCUUCGCCUCCAUAUUCGGACAGUUCAAUGCCGCCAUCACCGUUUAGUGGACGAGACGAUACGAUGUCUUCGGUGCGUGGAAUGGCAGCACACUCUCGCUUGGCACUAUGUGCUUUUAUGUUUGCUGUGUUGGCUUUCAAUCCGUUUUCCCAUUUCGCAGAUCCAGGCAGUGGAUCGCUCGGAGGAAAUUCUUUUGAUUCAUCACCCUCCAGACGAAUGAUACUGUCAGCUGGCAACGAUUACGAUUCACCUUUGCAUUCGAUUGGCGUGUUCAUUCUCAUCUGGACGAUCAACUUCGCAAUUUUCUUCUUUGGCUUAGUGAAACUACUGGUCAAUGGCGAUCCGAUAAUCAAUUUCGAUCCGUCCACCUCGGACACGUUGACAAAAUUGAAAAAACGGGCUGAGCUCGAAUUCAACGCUGGCAAUCACAACGAGGCCUACCUGGAAUACAUGAAAUGUUUGAAAAUUUUCGGUCUAAACUUGCCAUCAUCGAAAUUGGAAUCAUUUACCAUGACGACGUGGCAAUUUGUGCGGAUGUGCUUGCAUCGGAUUUGGAUUGGACGCUGGUUGUCGCGUAAAGCUGGUGGCCUAUUUUGCACGGAUUUACAGCGAAAGAAAGCUUUGACCUCGUCCAUGGAAUUGUCGCUGAUUAUGCACCGCUUGAACCAAUUGCAUUUGACCAGCGAUGUUGGGGAUUCAAAUGGAUUGAUGUUGUCGCUAUUCGCUGUGAACAUGGCCGAGGCUUCCAUGAGUAUUAUGAGUACCGAAGAAGCCGUGGAGAUUUUCUUGACAGCAGCACUGAGAGUCAAGCGAACAUAUCCAAAGUAUUUGCAGUUUUUCAAUCGCUACUAUUUGAGCAAAGCCAAGCAAAUAUCCGCAUCAUCGAACGUGAAAAUAUCCGACAAAUUGGCUUGGGCACUCACCUCGUACGGCUACAAAUUCCUAACAACGCAUCCAUUCUUAAAUGGAACCAGCAAAACCAACAACAACAACGAACUGUUCAGCAUAAUGACAAAUUCGUCGCAACCACUGGCAAUGGUCAAACGAGAUUACCGUCAACAUUUAUUGGAACGAGCACUGCAAUGUCUGAUUGGCGUUGGUACCGCCAAAAAUGAAGUGAAAAUCGAUUCGGAUAGCAAUGACAAUUUGUCAGCCUCCCAGAUCAGCGAUGUGUUGAGCUACACGAAACUAUUGAUUGGAUGCAGUGACGACGAUCCGUUGUCGGCCUGGUGGUCAAAUUUACUGACUACGGCCGCUUAUUGGCUGUUGGGCGAUGAUGACGAGGCUGAGAAGUAUCAUAAACUCAUACAGAAGAUGCCGAAAAUUUUGUCCGGUGGCGAUAAAUCGUUGCCAAUGGCUUUGAUUAGUGUUUUCAAUGCAAAGAAAUCGUUGCUGAAGAAAAUGUCGUACAACUACGUUUACUACAAGGACGAAGAAAUGGCUUGUAAUUCGGCUAGUGACGUUCUCGAACACGGUCUGACCUGCAACAAAAUGAAGUCCACACAAGGAGAGAUCAAUAUGUUGGUUCAACUUCUUCUGUGUGACUGGUUACUCGAAACACGAACGGCUUGCUGGGAAGCCCAUAAUAAGAAUCUACAGGCGAAUCUCGAUGACGAUGGCUAUCGUCUAGUGAACAGUUUAUUCUUACAUAAUUUCCAGCGUGACUUGAACUCACUUCGUUCAAUAAUGGAAGACAUUCCGGCGGCCCAAACUCGACUUUAUUUGUACGAAGCUGUGUGCCGUUUUAUGGCUGGGGCAUCGCCUGGUCCCACACAACAACUGCUGGACAGAAGUCUGCGAUACCGCAACACAAAAUCGUCAAUUAUUUGCGGUAAAGAUCGCAAUCAACAAUGGGAAGGCGGUGAACGAGAUCGUGCCUCGGCCAUGUAUGUUGCAUGCAAAUAUCUUCCGACGCCGCUACUUUCGUCGCCGGGUGAACGAGCUGGCAUGUUGGCUGAAGCGGCAAAGACACUCGAAAAAAUUGGCGAUCGCAAAAAAUUGAACGAUUGCUAUCAGCUGAUGAAAUCGCUGGGCAGCAAUUCGGUUACAAAUUAAGACAAAUUUAAUUUUUAGAAGCACUGGGUGGGUUGGUCCUUUGACGUAAGAUCAUACGUUCACGUAUGAUUUUACGAGAAUAUCUCCAUGCAUUUUGCACGGAUUUUUUUUUAUAUUUUUACGUUAAAAGCGCAACGUACCUGCUGCAGGAUGUGUGCAUCUUUAAUUUAUCAUCAUCACAACAUCAACAACAACAAUAAAAA
Bradysia coprophila is the source of this 4004-nucleotide messenger RNA. RefSeq names its product Sterol regulatory element binding protein (gene SREBP). The record is from RefSeq and is a predicted model, not a curated record. NCBI's taxonomy places the organism in Eukaryota, Metazoa, Arthropoda, Insecta, Diptera, Sciaridae. Gene Ontology annotation, molecular function: RNA polymerase II cis-regulatory region sequence-specific DNA binding; DNA-binding transcription factor activity, RNA polymerase II-specific; protein dimerization activity. Gene Ontology annotation, biological process: regulation of transcription by RNA polymerase II. Gene Ontology annotation, cellular component: nucleus.